Molecule: messenger RNA, 1207 nt
Organism: Anopheles arabiensis
Lineage: Eukaryota; Metazoa; Arthropoda; Insecta; Diptera; Culicidae
Product: carboxypeptidase B-like
Exons: 2
Coding region: 90-1106 (338 amino acids)
Biological process (GO): proteolysis
Molecular function (GO): zinc ion binding; metallocarboxypeptidase activity
Source: RefSeq, a predicted model, not a curated record
UCCCACAAACCAGUUCAAGUGUCUACCCUUACCUACAGAAUUCUAACCUAACCUAAUUUUUGUAAGCAUUCAAAGAACUCAAACACAACAUGUUAGUGAUAGGAGUAUUGCUGUCGUUCCUAACGCUGACUACUGUAAACUGUCGGUCAAACUUCGCCUACAAUCAGAGUGUUCCUUACACUAACUUGCAAUCUGACCUUGACAAUUUUGAUGUCUUGGAUGUUUUCAUGUCGUAUGAUCAAACCAAUCAAUGGUUAGCAGCUCUGGAGGCGAAAUAUCCAGACAAGUGUAAGGUACAACCGAUUGCUCGAUCGUACGAAGGGCGUGACAUCAUGGCCGUCUAUGUCAACACACAACAAAGCAAGAAAAUUUUCGUAGUUGCUAACUUGAAUGCCCGCGAGUGGGCUGCCAUGACAUCGGCCAUCUACAUCAUCAACGAGCUUGUUCGUAAUUCCAAUGGCUACCCAGACGCGGCCAACUAUCAAUGGAUCGUUAUUCCGAUAGCGAAUCCAGACGGUUACGACUAUACAAAAAGCACAGAUCGCUUCUGGCGCAAGAACCGUGCCCCGCAGACGGUAGUUGAUAUCGGAACUGACCUAAACCGUAACUUUGAUUACAUGUGGGACGUCCUGAUCAAUAAGAAAGAUGAUUUUUUGCAAUCAGAAACCUACCGCGGUCCAUCUGCGUUUUCGGAAAUAGAAAGUAAGGCCAUUGGCCAGUUUCUUCAGCAAAAUGCGAAUUCAAUCGUACUGUACGUUGAUCUACAAGCUUACGGAGAGUAUUUAAUGACUCCCUGGGGUUAUACGAAAGAUCCUGCACCAAGUGCAGUGUUUCUUACAUCCAUAGCACACGCCGGCUCUCAAGCUAUAACAGAUCCUACGAGCGUACUAGGCGAGGAUCCACAUUAUUUGGUGGGUUCAGCAGCAGAGAUAAUGAAAGAGGCGCCUGGAUCUAGUAUCGACUACUGUCUAUCCGUUGGAGUAAAGGCUUGUAUUGCCAUGAAGUUGUCUAGUAGAGAAUACGAAAUAAAUACAUCGGCUAUCCCUCUAUUCGGCAAACAAGCGCUCACUGCAGUGCAAGCAAUGGCAGUCAAAGCGGACGGAUGAAAAAAGCUACAACUGAACAUGAGUGAAUUUCUCAGAUAUGACCUCCUGCUUAUACUAUCAUUUCAAUGACUAAUAAAAGAUACAUUACAAAACGUAAAUUA